Molecule: messenger RNA, 526 nt
Organism: Leptonychotes weddellii (Weddell seal)
Lineage: Eukaryota; Metazoa; Chordata; Mammalia; Carnivora; Phocidae
Source: RefSeq, a predicted model, not a curated record
CAGAGGUGUUCUGGAAACACAAUGCAAAAUAUGAAAGACAUAAAAGACAAAAACGCUUCCUUUGCAGAAGUUGAAGGUCAUUCAAUUUUACCAUCUAUUACAGAUAAAGACUAUAUCAGACCUCAAGAAAAAAUGCACUGCUGUGGAAAAAGCUGUUACUAUUUUGCAAAGGAAGAGAAGACUUGGGAGAGGAGUAAGGAGUCAUGCCAAGACCAGCGUUCUAGUCUCAUUAAGAUUGAUAAUAAAGAGGAGCAGAACUUCAUUCAAUCAAAAAUAAAAUACAAUUAUUGGAUUGGAUUAUAUAAAGUAGGAGCUAAGCAUCCCUGGAAGUGGCUGGAUGACACACUCUUAUCUCAGAUGGUGCAUCUCCAACAGAGUUUACCGGAUAUAAAAUGUGGAUACCUCAACUCAUCAAAUAUUUUUAGUGCUGAUUGUAGUAAACGCUUUCGUUACAUUUGUGAAAAGGAGUUCACUGGCCAUGAUAAUUUUUUGUCAAAAAAAAAAUAAAAGAAUUAUUGUCAUCAAA